AUGAGGAUGUGUGACAGAGGUAUCCAGAUGUUGAUCACCACUGUAGGAGCCUUCGCAGCUUUUAGUUUAAUGACCAUUGCAGUGGGCACGGACUACUGGCUAUAUUCCAGAGGUGUGUGCAGGACUAAAUCUACAAGUGACAAUGAAACCAGCAGGAAGAAUGAAGAAGUAAUGACCCACUCUGGGUUGUGGAGGACCUGCUGCUUGGAAGGUGCUUUCCGAGGAGUGUGCAAGAAAAUUGAUCACUUCCCAGAAGAUGCAGACUAUGAACAGGACACAGCAGAAUAUCUUCUACGGGCUGUGAGGGCCUCCAGCGUCUUCCCCAUCCUCAGCGUCACACUGCUGUUCUUCGGGGGACUCUGCGUGGCUGCCAGUGAGUUCCACCGCAGCAGGCACAGUGUCAUCCUCAGUGCAGGCAUCUUCUUCGUCUCUGCAGGGCUAAGCAACAUCAUCGGCAUCAUAGUUUAUAUAUCAGCCAAUGCUGGAGACCCUGGGCAGAGGGACUCUAAAAAGAGCUACUCCUACGGCUGGUCCUUUUAUUUUGGAGCCUUCUCUUUCAUCAUCGCGGAGAUUGUGGGUGUGGUCGCUGUGCACAUCUAUAUUGAGAAGCAUCAGCAGUUGCGUGCCAGAUCCCAUUCGGAGCUCCUUAAGAAGUCGACAUUUGCCCGCCUACCACCCUACAGGUAUAGAUUCCGAAGACGGUCAAGUUCUCGCUCCACUGAGCCUAGAUCCCGAGACCUGUCUCCCAUCAGCAAAGGCUUCCACACCAUCCCUUCCACUGACAUCUCCAUGUUCACCCUCUCCCGGGACCCCUCUAAGCUUACCAUGGGGACCCUCCUCAACUCUGACCGGGACCAUGCUUUUCUACAGUUCCACAAUUCCACACCCAAAGAGUUCAAAGAGUCGCUGCAUAACAAUCCAGCCAACAGACGUACCACGCCUGUCUGA
This is a messenger RNA of Cricetulus griseus (Chinese hamster), 948 nucleotides long. NCBI's taxonomy places the organism in Eukaryota, Metazoa, Chordata, Mammalia, Rodentia, Cricetidae. The record is from RefSeq and is a predicted model, not a curated record.